CAAGGAUAUAAACGCGUCUCUCGCUUCUUUGCCCUCAGCAAACUCAUGUUCGUUUUUUGGUAAAUAGUCUUACAAUAGGAAGACCUUCUCCAAAGAUCAGACGUGCAUACGUAUGUCUCUUACUCAAAAUUAAGGAUGUCGGGACGACUCCUUUUCUCGCAACACCAGCCAAAGUCUCCAGCGGGAGCGAAAAAACGGAAACGUGCGACAAAUGCCUGCUUGCGAUGCCGUUUGAAAAAACAGCGUUGUGAUGGUAUCAGUCAGCCAUGUGGCAAUUGCGCCAAGAGUAGUUCGGAAUGCGUGUUCCCGGACGAAAUCAUGGGCGAAAAGUUUCUAAGGCAACACAUCGCCAACCUCGAGGCCCGUGUGAAAGAACUGAUCUCUGCUCUCAAGGAAAUUGACCCCGGACACUCCGUACUCAAGACAACGGAAGCGGAGGUUUUGAGCGAACAAGACCUAGUAGAUGGAUUUGGCUUUCUUAGUUUGACCUCUGGAGCGGAGCCUCUAUAUGUGGGUGGAAGCUCGGGCGUUUCUUGGGGACGGAUUUUUUCUUCUGCCUUGUGCAAUCAAACAGGCGAAGCUCAUUUCUUUUCUGAAAGCCUGAUACCCCCGAAAACAUCGUUGGAUUCAUUGUGCUCUGAUGAAUCUCUAUCUAUCGCUCCAGCUGAUGUAGAAUCCGCAGUCUUCCAAACCAGCUUUUCAAUGCAAAUGAAGUCGGGUUUCGUCUUUCCUCCCCUUCCGCAAGAUGAGCGUUUAUCGGACGAACUUUUUGCCACCGUCUUCACCACAAUUCAAGCAAGACAUUGCUUCAUGAACUUUGUAGUCCUUAAGCAGUGGUACAGCGAAAGAGAUAGGUUUUGUGCCUCCGAAAAACCACUAGUAGCGGACGGACCGCGCACGGCGGCUUUUUUUCUUUGGUUAACCUAUGCUUUGGGUCUCAGAUUAUGGGAAAUGCGAGGAAGAGUGAUUCCAAAUUUGCCAACGCACGAACAUUACUUUCAAGCCGCUCUGCAAUACUACGAUCAUGUUUCUUCCAACACAACAACCAUUCAAGCCUUGCUCUUCCUAGCGAUGUAUUCAUUCCGUUCCACCCAAGGACUUUCAACUUGGCAUCUUACCGGUCUCGCAAUGAGAACUGCUUUGGAAUUGGGCUUGCACAGAAAGACGCCAAAGGCUCAACAGCUCAGUCCCUUUCACGAGGAGACAAAAAAGCGGAUAUGGUGGAGCGUCUAUGCCUUAGAGAGAACCAUAGCUUUUCAAUUAGGACGGCCAAUUGCCAUCCAAGAUGAUGAGAUAGAUAGUGAGCUCCCCCUUGAUAUCGAUUGUCAUGUCACCGAUGAUGAACAAAUUCUAGCGCGGCGUGUAGCAAUCGAUAAGAAGCUCUCGGAAACAGGCACUACUUUAGAAAAUAACCCAUAUCCUUUAGGCUGGACAACGAUGUCUCCAUCGUUACAUCACAUUCGCCUCAGACGGAUUUUAACAAAAAUAAAGGAGAAAGUGUAUCAUUCUCGAUUCUCCCAGGAAAAAGCAGAGCAGCGCUACGCUAGCGUCGACGCGCUCGCCUUAGAGCUCGAUCAAUGGCGCGCACUAAUCCCCGCCAAAAGUUCCAUCAACAAAAGUGCAGGGAAUUUGUUUGGCUUGGACUGGGAAACACAAAAUGAGUUCAAACCAGAAGUAGAGGGUGGCUGGGACUCGGGAGGGAUCCCAUUUUACACAGGCGAAUGGUUUGAGCUUCAAUAUCAUAAUGCACUUCAAUCCUUGCUGAUUCCAUGUGCAUUGACGGCUCCUCCCGGAAGUCCAUACUUACAUCGGGCCGCCCACGCCGCCAUGGCUGCCUGCGAACUACAAAGAAAGCGCUUGCGAGAAGACUAUAUGGCCCCACUAGCUGUUUAUUCUCUCCACAAGUUGUUCAUGUCAGGAGUGUUCAUGUUGUUUGCACUAGACAAGGACCGUAGUCUGUCUGUUGCAACAGAUGAUGUGCGUACGGAAUUGGGACCAGAGCACGAUGUGCGCACGGAAUUUGGACCAGAGCACGACAUCUCUGCUGGAAGACGGUCCUCUUCGUAUAAUGGAAUCUCGCCAAAGGUCUUUCUACCGGUGAAACACUGUCAGGAAGCGUUAUCAAUUUAUUCCAGUCAUUAUCCACAGGCAAAGCCAUACGCUCAAUGUUUUGAGAAUAUGUCAAACAUAUGGCUGAGGCGAUUUGAUGAAAGAGAUACGCGACGAGAGAUUACGGCACAGCAACAUCUGAGUCCGGAGACUUUGUCCAAAAACGUCUCAGAUAUGAAUCGUCCACUCUUUCAUCAAUCGUUUGAGAAUCAAUUCAAGCCGGCUUGCCCACCUACCCUCUGGAAAGACGACUUGAACCUUCCUGGGAGAAUACGCUCGAGUGUUGAAGGAUCCGCUUUACUGUGCUGCGACGCCAACUUACAGUUCCAGUCUGGAUCUCCGCGAUACCAUCUCCUGAGCUUGGGCCUUGUAGAACCAACUUGUGAACCGGCUCAACUUCUGAAAUCUGAAGAGGAACGCUAUCAAUCUCAAAAACCUUGGAUGCUGGGACACAUCGAGCGAGAAUGUCCCAAUGAUUUUGGGCAUAAUAAUACUUCUCAGCGGCCCGACCCGAAUUUUUCAAAUUCAGUUUCACCUUAUCUCAGUGAUCAUGAUAAUCACGCCCCUACGCUCACUGAUAGUGCCGGCUCUUUUCUACCAGGAAGUGCUUUGGGUGCUGAAAGUCAAUUGGUUUGCAAUUUUCAAGACCACCCAGCAAAACUUUCUGAGUAUUCUCCCCGAAAUGAUACGCUUGGUGAUCAAAACUUCAACAACAACUCUGGAAACUACAGCUCUAAUUCCGCCACAGAAUUUCAAAGACCUGAGCUUGAAAGAAGCUGCAGGAUUGGCUCUGGCGUAUCUCUUACGUUUGAUAAUAGUGAUUACUCUACAACCGUCACAGAGGAUAUGAACGAAAAUCUGAGAAAACAGUCCUUCAUGAGCCAACAAACGUUCUUUGGGCUAGAGAUGCAAUCCUCUGUUGAUUCGAAAAUCAAUGGUUGUCCGAGCCUUGUGGCCAACGAUCAAUCUCAAAAAAACGAAUUCUCCUCAAAUGCUUGGUUAGGGGAAGCUUUUGAAUUUGUGAGAAACCCAAACGACCUGUCUUUAAACGGCGGGGAUCAAUUAUCCAAUGUUAAUUUUGGUAAACGCGAUCCGACUGAGGCCCAGGGGAAAAGAGAUGACUUGUCUUCUUCCGUGGCUCUGGCGUUAGGUGAAGAUGUGACACAGAACGAGGCAUUUGUCCCCGCGCAUCCUGGGUUGUUGCUGGAGCCCACCGGGCAACAAGAUUUUCACAAUUGCAUCAAAACUAUGCUCGCUGGACAAGAAGAUUACAAAGAGCUGGCACACAAUCAGUACACCGAGCUUCCUGGAGACCUGUCGUCCAGUGACAAAAGAAAGUCUGGUGAAAUGAUGAUAACUGAGAGCAGAAGAUUAGGUGGGAGUAGUGAGUCUAAUGAUGCCUCAUUGUUUCAAGGUUCUUUUAGUGGUUACUGCCACAACCUAGGAUUAUAAAGAAUCAAGUAGAAAACAACCAAUUCUCUCAGUUUCUCAAUUCUUUCUUUUUUCAAUGAUGAAUUCAUGAUCUCACGUCACAGCAAAACAUUCUCAUAAAACCACGUUACAUUUUCCAUCUAUAAUAAUAAGCCAAAAAAAUGGGUUUAUGUCAUCUUUCCUCUUACUUGCAGAAACGAAUAAUAAAUUACAACUGAAAUCUGAAUAACACGUUAAUACUAAUAUGCAAAGGUCCAUUAAAAUGGUCACUUUUUCCUUUUCUCACUUCUUGAUUAUGAUCAUACAAAUAAUUAACUUCACCAUAGGAAUAUUUUUUAAACAGAAAAUAUAUAUAUGUAUACACAUUAAUCUAAAUGUCGCACCUUUCUAAUUCUUCUCACCAAAGCAAACAUCCAUGGAAGUUUUCCAGCUAGAUCUCUCUUUCUUUGCCUAAAUAAGCUGUUUUGACUGUUUAGAAAAGUGUUUGAAGCGCUUUUUAAGCAUUUAAAAAGGCAAACCAGUUUUGCUACUAUAAGGCACAUCAUUUGAA
Molecule: messenger RNA, 4090 nt
Organism: Puccinia graminis f. sp. tritici CRL 75-36-700-3
Lineage: Eukaryota; Fungi; Basidiomycota; Pucciniomycetes; Pucciniales; Pucciniaceae
Exons: 9
Coding region: 136-3561 (1141 amino acids)
Biological process (GO): DNA-templated transcription; positive regulation of transcription by RNA polymerase II
Molecular function (GO): DNA-binding transcription factor activity, RNA polymerase II-specific; zinc ion binding; sequence-specific DNA binding
Source: RefSeq, a predicted model, not a curated record